GCAGAAUUAUUGAUCAAAUAAGAUCUAAGAAGGCCCACAAAUCGAUCUAGCCAUCCUCCUUUCCUAUUCCUGGGACCCUGUAAUAUAUGAUUUUUUAUGCUUACAGGUUACCUGUUCAUGAUCAUAAUCACACAUGUCCAGUCUCUUCACAGGCACUCAACCCAUGGAUACAACGUUCCAAUUUACAGACUUUUUUAUGGAUGAUUCAUUUUCUCUGUGACAAUACUGAGAUACGAACGUGGAGAUGUUCAGAGGCAAGUGUUUCUGUUGGAAGAGGAUCGACAAUUCGUUGCCGCCUGAACCUCACUCCUUCUCUCUACCUGCUCCUCUCCCAGAUUGGCCUCCAGGCCAAGGAUUUGCUUCUGGAAGGAUAAAUCUAGGGGAAAUUGAAGUUGUUAAAGUUUCCAGGUUUGAGUUGGUUUGGAGCUGCAAUCUUUCACAGGACAAGAAGAAAGGUGUUUCAUUCUACAAACCUGUGGGAGUGCCUGAUGGAUUUUGUAGCCUUGGUCACUACUGCCAAUUUAACAAUCGACCCUUGAGAGGUUGUCUUGUAGCUAGGGAGGUUGCUAUUCCUGAGACAGAAGCCAUUAAUUUUGGUGGAUCUGUGAAUUCACCUGCACUUAAAAAGCCCCUUGAUUAUACCUUGGUCUGGUCUUCAUAUGACAUAAAUAAGGAAAACUAUGAUGGAUGUGGUUUCUUCUGGCUAUCCCAACCUCCUGAAGGCUAUAAGCCUUUGGGCUAUUUAGUUACUGAUAACCCAGACAAACCAAGUUUGGAUGAAGUGAGGUGUGUUAGAGCAGACCUGACAGAUGACUGUCAAGCUUAUCGCCCGAUUCUUACUUGCUAUUCUAAAUUUUCAGCUUCUCCAUUUCAAGUUUGGAGCACAAGACCCAGUCAUCGAGGAAUGCUGGGGAAAGGUGUUUCAGUUGGCACAUUUUUCUGCAGUAGCCACUGGACAUCUGGAGAGGAACUAAGUAUUGUGUGCUUGAGGAAUUUAAAUCCUGAACUACACAGCAUGCCAAAUGUUGAACAGAUCCAUGUACUCAUCAAUCACUAUGGGCCAAGAGUUUUCUUUCAUCCUGAUGAGGUCUACUUACCAUCUUCUGUUUCAUGGUUUUUCAAAAAUGGAGCACAGUUAUACAAAGCUGGUGACUCGACUGGCGAACCCAUCGAUGUUGGUGGCUCUAAUUUGCCAGUCGGGGAAAUGAAUGACGAAGCAUUUUGGAUAGACAUGCCUAGUGAUGACCACAGAAACACCGUCAAAUUUGGAAAAUUGGAAAGUGCAAAACUAUAUGUUCAUGUGAAGCCUGCACAUGGUGGGGCUUUCACUGAUAUAGCAAUGUGGUUAUUUUUCCCUUUCAAUGGACCAGCUACUCUUAAGGUUGGACCUGUAAAUGUUGCCCUUACCAAGAUUGGGCAGCAUCUGUGUGACUGGGAGCAUUUCACUCUUCGUGUAUGCAACUGUACUGGUGAGCUAUGGAGUGUGUAUUUCUCUCAGCACAGCGGUGGCAAAUGGAUUGAAGCUUAUGAUUUGGAGUACAUGGAGGGCAACAAACCUAUUGUUUAUUCAUCGAAAAGUGGACAUGCAAGCUAUCCUCAUCCUGGGACUUACAUCCAGGGAUCUGCAAAACUUGGGAUUGGAAUAAGGAACGAUGCGGCUCGUAGUAAUUUAUAUAUAGAUUCAAGCACCCAUUAUGAAAUUAUUGCAGCAGAGUGUAUAGGAGGUGGCAAUUUCAUUGAGCCUAUUUGGUUGCAAUAUAUGAGGAAGUGGGGUCCAAGAAUUGUCUACAAAUCAAGGAAUCAAAUCAUUAACCGUUUGUCCAUGAUGCUUAGAUAUCCUGUGGAAAACAUAUUUUUUAAGCUUCCAGGGGAGCUUCAUGGGGAAGAAGGUCCUACUGGACCCAAGGAAAAGAAUAACUGGGUGGGAGAUGAAAGAGGGUAGGUUUGUUCUUUCACUGCUCAUGUUACACAGUUAGGGAAUCAUUGAAUUCCACGGUGUGUAUAAUAUAUGUACAUGUCUCAUUCUUGUAUAGGAAUGUUUAUGAUAUGAGUGCAUUGGUUUCCUUCUAGCUAAUGGUCUUUCUGAUAGGAAAAAGAAGGUAGCAAAUUAUGUAUGGUUGCUGGAUAGUAUAUGGAAGCUGAAGAAGAUCCUUGGAUAGCCAUUUAUUUAUCUAGUUGCUGGUUUUUCAGCCCCAUUAGUGAUUUUAGUCAUAUGUGUAUGUCUUCACUUGUAACAUAGUUGUUGGGAAGGCAAAAGAAAUGAAUUUUAUUUAACUUUA
Molecule: messenger RNA, 2279 nt
Organism: Manihot esculenta (cassava)
Lineage: Eukaryota; Viridiplantae; Streptophyta; Magnoliopsida; Malpighiales; Euphorbiaceae
Exons: 2
Coding region: 245-1942 (565 amino acids)
Source: RefSeq, a predicted model, not a curated record